UCCCACGCUCGCCCAGCUGAUUGGCGCCGCGGGAGGCGGCGCAGCAGCAACCAUGCAGCAACUCCACAAGCUCCGCAACAACCACAUGGAGUGACCGUCAUGGCGGAGAGUUUCUGUUUCCGUUCGCUGGUCAUCGACGUGGUCGAACCCAAAGGUCCAGUCGUGCCCAAACCUCGCAGUGGUCACAGAAUAGUUGCCAGCGGUGCCAGCGUCUAUGCUUUCGGGGGCUACAACCCCGAUAACGCGGGUGAAGAUCCCAGCAGUGCGUUGUUCAAGGAGCUAUGGAGGUUCAACUCGUACACCAAGCGGUGGACGAACCUUUUCAUGACUGGCAAUGUACCGACGGAACUUGCCUCACACGCUGCUCUGCUGCACCAUGACAAGAUGCUGGUGUAUGGAGGCACAGGAGUUCCCUUUGGGGAGCGAAUUUCCAACCGGCUUUAUGCAUUCAACCUGCGAAGCCACCACUGGGACCAUGUGCCAACUAGUGGCGACCUACCCUACGAACAGUAUGGACAGGCCAUGUGCUGUCAUAAUGGCUACCUGUAUGUCCUUGGCGGCACAACAGGCUUUGAAUACUCCAUGGAAGUCCAUCGGUUGUCCCUAGAUGACCUCACGUGGAAGCGUCUCCCCUGCGAAUAUGAGCCCACACGAAGAUAUCGUCACGAACUUGCCGUCUAUGAGGAUCGGAUCAUUGUCCUUGGAGGUGGCACGGCACAUGACAGUCUGCCCCUGCGCAAGCUGCCAGCAUUCCACACAAACACUCUCCGGUGGGAGGCCCUGUUUACAGCACCUGAUCCGCGGCAUGGCUUUCCCGCAAAGCGAAGAUGCCACAGCAGUGUUCAGUACCACAACUCUGUUUUCGUGUGUGGUGGCCAUACCGGUACGCGGGUCCUCGACGAUGUGUGGAGGCUAGACCUGCCGACCCUGCAGUGGCGCAGGUUGCCCAUCUCUCUGCCGAGUCCCGUCUACUUCCACGCAGCAGCCGUGACUGAGAGUGGCCAGAUGUUUGUCUUUGGCGGUGUAACGGCUGUGGACGGCACGUCUCGCUGCAACAGCCUCUGGUCCAUGUGGCUCACGGUGCCCAGCCUGCUCGAACUUUCUUGGCUGGCUCUGUUACAAGCUGCUCCCUGGUUGGCCACCCUGCCUCCGAGGCAGCUCGCAAGAGACGGUGUUCCCCUCUCCAUCCUGGAGAGGCUGCAGCAUUGAACUCAAGCCUGUGUUGCCAGUGCCGAUGAGGUGGCAAAAGGACUUCACCACAAAGGCACACACACCUUUGUGUCGGACUUUGGUGAGCCUCUCCGUAGAGUGAUUGGCACUUGCAAAUAAAAA
Messenger RNA from Rhipicephalus sanguineus (brown dog tick), 1332 nucleotides. RefSeq names its product kelch domain-containing protein 10 (gene slim). The coding region runs from base 100 to 1209 and encodes 369 amino acids. Gene Ontology annotation, biological process: positive regulation of stress-activated MAPK cascade. Lineage: Eukaryota; Metazoa; Arthropoda; Arachnida; Ixodida; Ixodidae. Gene Ontology annotation, molecular function: protein binding. The record is from RefSeq and is a predicted model, not a curated record. The transcript has 8 exons.